GUCCCCUGUUCAUCCUUUUGGGGGAAUUGGGCCGUAAACAUGGCAAUGUCUAUGUUGACGUUGUUAUUAGAUCAGGAAGGUGAAGAAUUUGUGCGUACUUAUUCCAAUCUAUCAUACGGGUAUUCCAUUUGAGACAUAAUUCCAAAUUCCAUUUUACCAAUAUGGGACUAAUUUCAUGGGGAGGUGAUCACUUUGGACAUCCGUUUGUAGGACGUUCCAUUCAAAAUUGUUCGCUAGGGACGGAGAAUCAAUCGUCAGAUCUAUGGCACUAACUGACCCUGAGUAUUGUGUCGGAUCUUGCCGAGUACGCAUGCUGAAUUUUAGCUCUUCAUUAGACUUGAUUUUUAAGCGGUUUGAAGGAUUGUUUUCAACUUGUGCGCGGAAACUGUUCGUCAUUUAUCCUUCUUCAAGACUGUGCAUUGCGCAACAAGAACGUUUCAGCUUGUUUUCCGACCUAAGGAAUUUGAUGGGCACGACUCUCAUGACCCUCCUCGCCACGACGUUCAUGGCGCAGCUGAUAUACGUUAUCGGGGUUGGCGGUGUGCACGAGAAAGGGCUAUGCUUGUCCAUAGCUCACUCCCUCGAGUUCCUCCACCUCUGCCUCAUCGCCUGGCUUGCCGUACUCUGCAGAGACACGCACAACGCGCUCACAGUCGAACAGCCGACCCUCCAUUCGAGGGAGAUGUGCUGCAAGUACGCAGCGUCGUGCCUAUUCGGUUGGGGCGGACCCGCUAUCGCUGUAUCUCUCGCCUACACCCUGGACACAGCCGCAACCUCCGACAUGGUUAAAUCCAACUGUUGGUUCAUCGAGAAGAAGCUCUAUCUCCUCACAUACAGCUUUCCGUCUAUGGUGCUCCUCAGCGCGUGCGUCUGUCUUAUGGUUAGGUCUUGGGUGAGGCUCAAGUACACUCUGAGCCUCGAGACCCGCCCCAAGCAGAAGACAAAGCUGGCCAAAGCAAAGAAGCUGCAGGUUGGACUCUGCUCGAAGCUGACCGCCACCAUACUCACGAUGGAGCUGGCCGGAUUGGGCUACGUGACUACCGGUUUGUCGGGGUUUUGGCUCGUCUAUAACGUCCUACACGCCGUACAGGGGCUCAUCAUGGCACUGUGCGCCACAUGCAAUUCACAGGUGCUGAGCGUGUAUACAAGGAGGCAUAGGCGUCGCAGGUCGAGCCAAAGGCUCCUCUCCCAGUCUUCGAGCAUCGAUGAUCUCGAAUGGCGCCCUCUCCCGUCGACCGUCUAACUCCACCAACGGAUCGACACGACGUUCAGCCCAUUAGUCGCGCUUCGGACUCCCUUGUCUCGUCGGGUGGCCGGCACUAAUCAAUACUAAGACGCACGACUACGCUUUCGCCCGCCGUCAAAACCGGCCAUGUAAAUGCACAAAAGGUCAUAUGCCAUCGUUCCUACCAUAUCAUAGUUUCAUCCAUGAAGCCAUCAAUAAUUAAAAGUAUAGCAUAUCUAAGUAAAGCAUAUCUUUUUUAUAAAAAACAAUGUACCAUA
Molecule: messenger RNA, 1503 nt
Organism: Cimex lectularius (bed bug)
Lineage: Eukaryota; Metazoa; Arthropoda; Insecta; Hemiptera; Cimicidae
Exons: 5
Coding region: 263-1243 (326 amino acids)
Biological process (GO): G protein-coupled receptor signaling pathway; cell surface receptor signaling pathway
Cellular component (GO): membrane
Molecular function (GO): G protein-coupled receptor activity
Source: RefSeq, a predicted model, not a curated record